Molecule: messenger RNA, 2247 nt
Organism: Striga asiatica
Lineage: Eukaryota; Viridiplantae; Streptophyta; Magnoliopsida; Lamiales; Orobanchaceae
Source: the annotation of a GenBank genome assembly
AUGGGGUACAAGACGAAAAAAAAAUCUUCAAAGUCGCCGUCGACUCAGGGACCGCCGUGGCUCGACCUCCCUCUGAAAAAGGGCCCGACGGUCCUCGAACACCUCAGCGGGCUCGGCGGGCCCACCAAGUCGUGGCGGACGCCGGCGGCGUCUGCUUCUUCGUCCGCUGCCUCAGCAGAGCCCAUAGCCCCAGAUCUCGUCGAGAUCAACCUCCCUCCGCCGCCGGUCCCCUGCCGGAAGUUCAGAUACGACCCCGACGAGCUGGACGACUUCGGCUACUACUACACGAGGAAGGAGGACUACCGGCGCUCCGGCCAGGGGAUCUACUUCAAAGGCUACUCCCACAACCACCUGAUCGCCCUCGACGCGAACCUCUCCGCUUGCUACAUACAGAGCGGCCUCAACGGGGAGCUCGAGUUCCCGCCUCCGUGGGACAGCGGCGUCCCGUUCAAAUCCGCCACGGCGUCGUCGUCCUCCAUGGAGACAAUGGUCAUAACCGGAAUCUCGACCCCUGCCUUUGGGUUCUUCAAGGAGAAUCUCCGGGAAAAGGGAUGGACUUACAUAAACUGCACUGUUCUCGAUCUGUACUCGGCUGCCGCCGGCGAGUACAUGGAGUUCACGAAUGCAAUCGGGCUUCAGGGGAAAUACUACGCCAUCAGCCGGCAGGGGAGUCUUGCUGUAAUUGAGGACGUCAGCAACACCUGCGACUACCAGAUUACAGCUGUAGGGGAAAAUCGGGCUGUGCCCAGCUGCCAAGGCACGAAGCAUUUCAGGGAGCACUUGCUCGAGUACGGUGAGGAGAUCUAUUUGGUUUUUCUGGUUUCAAAAAAAUGGGUGAAAGUGGUGGACCGAGUCGAGGUUUUCCGGCUCGACAGGUCGAGGCUUGUGUGGGAGAAGGUGGAGAAGAUCCUCCCUGAUGAUGGGCUGUUUUUCGUUGGGCCCAAAGUGUGCAUGGGGAUUAAAUCGGGCCUUGUCGGUUGCAAGGGGAACAGAGUCUACUUCAAGCACAAUGGGGCCGACACUUGGCAUGUUUUCGAUAUGGGCUCAGGAGAAAUUUCGCUGACUUCUGGGCCUGAAGUGGAUCUUACUGAGGCCCAUGUUCCGGGUUUAAUUUCUACUACGAAGAAAAAAUCUUCAAAACCGCCGUCGACUCAGGGACCGCCGUGGCUCGACCUCCCUCUGAAAAAGGGGCCGACGGUCCUCGAACACCUCAGCGGGCUCGGCGGGCCCACCAAGUCAUGGCGGACGCCGGCGGCGUCCGCUUCUUCAUCCGUUGCUUCAGCAGAGCCCAUAGCCCCAUAUCUCGUCGAGAUCAACCUCCCGCCGCCGCCGGUCCCCUGCCGGAAGUUCAGAUACGACCCUGAAGUGACGGACAGCUUCCUCUACUACUACACGAGGACGGAGGACUACCGGCGCUCCGGCGGCCAGGGGAUCUACUUCAAAGGCUACUCCCACAACCACCUGAUCGCCCUCGACGCGAACCUCUCCGCCUGCUACAUUCACAACGGCCUUAGCGCGGGGCUCAAUUUCCCGCCGCCGUGGGACGGCGACGUUCCGUUCAAAUCCGCCACGGUGUCGUCGUCCUCCCCCGUGGAGACAAUGGUCAUAACAGGAAUCUCGACCCCUGCCUUUGGGUUCUUCAAGGAGAAUCUCCGGGAAAUGGGAUGGACUUACAUAAACUGCACUGUUCUGGAUCCGUACUCGGCCGCCGCCGGCGAGUACAUGGAGUUCACUAACGCAAUCGGUCUCCAGGGGAAAUACUACGCCAUCAGCCGGCAGGGGAGUCUUGCUGUAAUCGAGGACGUCAGCAACACCUGCGACUACCAGAUUACAGCUGUAGGGGAAAAUCGGGCCGUGCCCAGCUGUCAAGGCACGAAGCAUUUCAGAGAGCACUUGCUCGAGUACGGUGAGGAGAUCUAUUUGGUGUUUCUGGUUUCAAAAAAAUGGGUGAAAGUGGUGGACCGAGUCGAGGUUUUCCGGCUGGAUAAGUCGAGGCUUGUGUGGGAGAAGGUGGAGAAGAUGCUCCCUGAUGAUGGGCUAUUUUUCGUUGGGCCCAAAGUGUGCAUGGGGAUUAAAUCGAGCCUUGUCGGUUGCAAGGGGAACCGGGUCUACUUCAAGCAUGAUGGGGCUGACACUUGGCAUGUUCUCGAUAUGGGCUCGGGAGAAAUUUCGCCGACUUCUGGGCCUGAAGUGGAUCUUACUGAGGCCCAUAUUCCGGGAAUAAUUUCUACUGUCCUCGACUAUUGA